Phytophthora nicotianae INRA-310 is the source of this 3086-nucleotide messenger RNA. RefSeq lists its product as hypothetical. Bases 212 to 2506 code for a protein of 764 amino acids. Gene Ontology annotation, biological process: exocytosis; exocyst localization. Gene Ontology annotation, molecular function: SNARE binding. The transcript has 7 exons. Gene Ontology annotation, cellular component: exocyst. NCBI's taxonomy places the organism in Eukaryota, Oomycota, Peronosporomycetes, Peronosporales, Peronosporaceae. The record is from RefSeq and is a predicted model, not a curated record.
AGCGACGUUCAAACGGCGCAGAGGCACUUGACCUCGCCGCUCCCGACAUCAUGAUGAUGUCUCUGCUCGAGAAGGAGGCGCGCGACCCGGUGGAGGUGCUGCGCGUCAAGCUGAAGGACUCGACGUCCACGUCGCUGCUCAACUCGCAGCUGGUGAGGCUCGACUCUCGAUCGUUGACCAAGUCAUAAAGAAAUUUUCAUAAAUUAAAAAAAUGUGUUCGCAGUUACAAGAGAUCAAAAGUGACUACAUGGCUAAGCAGGACAGCACCACGGGGCAGCUGGCAGGUUUUGUACAGGCCCAAGUGGACGAGAUCGAGCGAGCCAGCGCAUUACUAGAGUUAGAGACACCUGUCAAGCAAAUUGUCAAUAAUUUGAACGACUUGGGGCAGAACUGCCGCCGAAUGAACGAGGAGCUAGGCGAGAAGAAAGUCUCUUCCUCUGGUGUGAGUAUCGCUCGACGCAACUUGAAGGAACUGGAACAUCAGAUGGUGUUCUAUGAGGAGCUACCCAAGAAGGUUCAAGGGCUGCACGAUGCUCUAGACGGUGGACUCAUGAGCUUCGUGGACGUUUACAUCAAGUGGCAAGAGAUUGAUGAUUGGAGGCAGAAGACGUUGCACGAGUUAAGUGUUGCUGCCGUAGAGAAGAGUGACGAGCUCGGGAACAGUAAAGCUCAGGCGCGUGUAUUGGCUUCGAUGGGGUCGAGAUUGAGCGCAAUUGAGAGUGUACAGAAGCGCAUUUACGCUGAAGUAUGGGGCUGUAUGCACCACUGUGUGGAAAUAGCACAAUAUGGCAAACAGCGACUCAUGGAUGCCUUUCAAGUGCUGGAUAUGAUGGAAACACGACGUCAACGCUUCGUGGAUUCGAAGAAGGAGGUGUAUCUGGACAACCAGUUGAAGCCUGUCGCUGAGUUUAACAUGACGAUACGAGAAAGGUGCAAGACUGAGAUCAUGACGUCACUUGCGAAGCGUAUCGAAGGCAUUUUUCGCGCCGCUGAAGGCGAAGCAGAGGUCGCGAAGAAGGACUUAUUCACUCCGGUUCUCGAGGCUGCGACCCAGUUGAUGGUGGACCUGGAAAUUGUGCAGUCCGAUGUGGCACCAUGUUUCCCGAGUGAGAUUGAUGUGGUGCAUUUGUUCACGAGCACAUACAACGCUCAACUUGAUAAUGAGAUCACGAAGCUCAGCGAGAGAUCCGACGUCGGGAUUGCACAGCGUCUACAGAUUGUCCAAUGGAUCGACUACUACAACACGGAAAUCAUCAAGUACAAGCAUUCGCGAGCGUCAAUCGUACUGGACAGAACUUCUCAGGAGCUUAUGGAGGGCUAUCUGGAUGAGAUUAAAGUCCAGAUCCACACGUGGAUAACUAAUAUCUGGAAGCGAGACGAGGAGUGUGUUGUGGGGCCUCAGGGUGAGCUGCAGUCAACUCGUCCCAACGACAUUGUGAAUAUCUUAAAGUCCCAGAUCUCGAUCGCACAGGAGUGGUUGAGUGGGCGAUUGGUGGGGUGCGUGGUCGCAACAUGCCUACAAGUCCUCAUGGAGGAGUUAAAAAUCCGGUACGAUAGCAUCGCUGGCAAACUGGAGACGGUUGAUGCAGAAAUGCUGUGCUCCUUUAUCAACGAUGCAGAGAUUCUCCAGGCGAAAUGUCCAGAGUUGGUCGAGGAGAUAUCGUUCGCUGAAACCGAUUCAGAGGAGAAAGAAGCCUUCGACACGUUCAUGGGAGAUAGCUUGGAUACCACGUCGACUGAUAUUGUCGCUUUUGCCACGAACGCUUGCGAUUUAAUCGUAAGCAAGAUUUUCCACGAAGUGGAGCAGGACACAACAAAGCUAUGGUUUUCGAAGAAAUGGGACGAAGGUGCUCCUGUGGUUGAGACUUUGUUAGCCACUCUUGACGAUUACUACCCAGACUUGAAGAAGUGGAUAUUCGGAUCGUUUUUCUUCUCCAAGGUUGUUCGGCAAUGCUUGAAUCGGUGUGUAAAAGAAUACUGCGCGAGAUUGAUCCAGCGGACCCAUUCUUUUUCAACCCCAGCAAGCACAGCUGCAACCGUCGACAACGACUUGCAUAAUUUUGUUCAAUUUUUCAACAAGUACAGUGCUGAUCUCCGUCGAACAGGAAUCCGCUCAGAAGAAGAUAUCAAAAAAGAGUUCACUGCAGUACAAGUGAUCAGCUGUACUUUACGAGGCGAGGCUCCUCCAGACUGUACUCAACAAGAAACGGGAGAAGUUCUCCGUCAUGUAGUCAAACUGAUCAAGACGACGUCGACUCAAGAUGCAUCUAGCCACAAGACAAAAGACAAACCGGUGAAAGAAGGAAGUGUGAAGAAGAAACGCUUCGGUGCUAUUUCGAAAGGCAAAAAGAACAAGACAAAGGAUAAACCCGAAGCUGCCAAAGCUGGUGCUUCGGAGGCUGGUAAAGAGUCAAGCUCACGUGCAAACUCCUUCAGUCAGCAGGACGAAGAUGGCGACAGUUUUACCGUGCAGAAACUCGAUAUGGCGGCGUUUCUGGGCAACUAAACCGAUUGAAAAGGUUUUUGCAGUCUCAACUCCAGCUGCAAGUACAAUUCCUUCUCUGUGAAGAGAUGAAUACGUUUACGUUUCGGAUCCAUCGGCUUCUGGUACAGCUCCAACACCACAGGUCCGUCUUUGAUCUCAUCCAUCUCGAGCAGAGCCCAGCACCGACAACUCUUCUUACGCUUCUUGGCUUUGUAGUGGAAGAACUCGAAGGUAAUAGCAGCUCCGUCUGAAUCACAAGCAACGAAAUUAGCAGAGUUCUCGGUCUUGAGGACGAAUAAUUAACUUACGAUCCUCCAUCUUCCGCACGUUCGUGGCGAGCUGAAUAUUGGCAUUAAACGUCACAUACUGCGGUUCAUUACAUGCCCCUACUCCAGUCUCACGGCUCUCCUCCAUCGCUUUGCCACUGUAGUCUAACAACAUAUUCAAGAGGAAUGAGUGGGUCAUUGCAUCUCUAGACGCCUGCAAAGCUUACCGAAGACGGAGACUGCCAUUGUCGGGUUGACAUACACACAGGCAUCUUUCAACCCAACCUUUGUGAUCCGGAUAUCCAGGUACGUAGCUCCAGGAGAUCGCAGCACUG